Phasianus colchicus (ring-necked pheasant) is the source of this 6208-nucleotide messenger RNA. RefSeq names its product CST telomere replication complex component 1 (gene CTC1). Gene Ontology annotation, molecular function: single-stranded DNA binding; telomeric repeat DNA binding. The record is from RefSeq and is a predicted model, not a curated record. Gene Ontology annotation, biological process: telomere maintenance via telomere lengthening; positive regulation of DNA replication. Gene Ontology annotation, cellular component: CST complex. NCBI's taxonomy places the organism in Eukaryota, Metazoa, Chordata, Aves, Galliformes, Phasianidae.
AAUAGGAGGUGUUACUUUCAGAGCAGCCCUCAUAUAUAUUAUGUCUGUUGAUUGUUUUGUGUAAUGGAAAGGAAGGUUCACAUGUGGGAACAGCUGUGUAUGAUUUAUCAGGAAGGGAGGACAGCCUGCCACAGGGAGUGCUCCUGACAAGGAACACUUUGCAGUUAUCUCUGUGCUGCAGCCUGAAGUUGACCUGCUUUGCUUUGUUUUGGAAGGAUAUUCCCAUUUUGUGUGUGUAAGCCCAAAAACCUGCACACAACCCACACUAAGCCUUCCAGGAACUGUUUCAGACGAAGCCACGUAUUUCUGUUCCUGCUUUUGCUCUGGGCUUGCUUAUCUACAGUACAGGAGCCAGCAGUGGGAUAUGCACCAGACAAAGCCACCAGAGCUGUGCAGCCACACAGCACUUCCACACCCGGGGCAGCUCUGACUGCUCCGCAAGAGGGUUCCAGCAAGGCUGCCAACAGCCAGGCAGCUUGAAGCCAGGCAGCGACCAUCUCCGGGAUGGCGAGGAAGAGGCUUAGCAGGUUUGGUCUGGUUUGCGUCCUUGCCUUGAGCAAGAGCAAUACAGAACAGGUCCUAAAGGGAAAAAUAUUCGCGCACUGAUGGAACACAACCACAGGAGAAAGUGACAGAUCUCACAGAAUUUUUUCAAGUUUAUCUCAGACUGUCACGUGAGCGAACGGAACUCAGUCUGCACAGAGCUUCAGCCUUAAAGAAAAGAAAAAGGGGAGAGGAGUAGAGGGGAGGAGAGGCACUUCUUGAGAACUGCACGAGCGGCAGAGAAAUCCCCACAACCCCCCACAUUUGGCACUUCCAGGAGCUCGGAUAGAGAAGAGUAGCCACACGGCUCGCAGCACGUUUGACAUUUGCGGUAACUCCAAGCGCAUCACCGCACACCCUUUCCUAGCUUUUCCACACCGAACCAAGCCGUCCCACCCCUCCCUCACAGCGGCCUUCCCCGAGCCCACCUCCCUCAGGGGAGGAGCGGGGGGCGGGCAGGCAGCGUCACGAGGGCGGCGGUGAUUGGCCAGAAGGAGAGAGGGGGCGGAGACCGGCGGGCGCGCGGCCCGGCGUGUUGCUGUGGCGACGCUGUCAUGGCGGAGCCCAGCGCGGCGGAGCAGCGGUGGCUGCAGACGGCUCGGGAUUUUGCCCUUCGAGCGCUUUCAGCCAGCCCUGGGCCUGGCGGGCCGGAGCUGCCGCCACUGGACGCGGUGCUGAGGUGCGUGAGGAGCGCGGGCGGCGGGGACCUGCCGCUGGGCUACAGUUUCAUCUCCAUCUCUGACCUAAAGCAUCAACAGCGUACUCCGUGCUGCAGCCACCUGGCCUGGAGCACUAACAGAUUUAAAGAAUGGGCUCACCAAGGGCGAGGUGCUUUACCCAUGCACAGCUCUUUGCCAAGGGCUUACCUGAUCUUGGUUGGCUAUUUAACCGAUGGAAGGCAAGAGGACAAAGAUGGUUGUCUCUAUGUGAAAGACAAUACUGGGAUAAUUCCGUGUGAGCUGCUGCAUUUUGAACUGGAGUGGCUGGAGUCACUGUUCCUUUUCCCGAGCUGGGCAUAUAUACCACAGACUGACCACAGUGCAGCAGGAUACAUAGAAAUCCUGGUGGAUCCAGUGCCAGUAAAUUGCCUCCCAAAGGAAGUGUCUGAGACCAUUCCAGUCAUCUACCCAGCGUUGGCUGAGCCACUCCUUGUCUCCAGGAUUCCUUGUAAGAAAAGAUCUAAGCUCAGUGUGGCAGGUGAAUUGUCCAGACUCAGCCCUCUCCUUUGUAUCCACCAGAAGACAUUCUUCUUUCUAUUUCUGAAGUGCUUCACCUCAGUUGUUUCAAUCCCUGUCCUGGUGAAGAAGUCCAACCAGCUGGCAUGGCACCAUACCCUCCAGUUGGGCCACAGGUACACAAUAACAGGCCUGAGUAUAUCCAGCCUGAAGAAAUCUGGGCAAAGGAUGUUUGUCACCAGUGUUUCUUCCUGCCUUCUGCCUUACUGUGCAGAGAAGGUAAAGGAGCUAGCAUUGGACAGUUCUUGGCAAGGAGAAUCCUCUCUGUCAGCUUCACUUGAGACCACAGAGCAUUUCAAUGACUCCUCAGAGCUGAGCGCUGAAGAGUGGCCAGGAUCAAUCAAAGAGUCCAAGAUCAUCUCAUAUGUGGGAACUGUCACCAAAAUACUCAAUGCCCAAGCUGGUCUCUAUGAGCUCGAUAACAAAGUCUGCUUGUGCCUUGCUUACCAGCAGUUGUUGAACUCUGCACGUGGAAUCAGACCAGGAGCAUGUGUGGAGCUCAUCGAUGUCCACCUCCUACAGAAGCCUUUGGUAUCCUCUCCUUUCAUUGUACUUGGUGCUUGCUUGAACAGCACUGUCUUGCUGAGGAGUUUUUCAAGGCUCAGCACUCCUUACCACCCACCAGUCACUUCAAGAAAUCUCUACCUACAGCUGCUCUUCCGCUAUAAUCUUGGUAUGCCACUCUACCUCUGGCUGGUGAGCCUUCUGGAAACGUUUAAGGAGAGGUUUUCUUGUUUCUUUGGGCACCAGCGACUGUUGCUUAGCUCUAUACACCGAAACCCUGGACCUGCAGAGAAAUUCCUUGUCCCAGUUCUGCAAGCUGUGGUACCAGACAGAAGGGAAACAAGAGAUAUUUAUCAUGAAAUUCUAGCAAAAAUACACCACUGUCCCUUGCAGAAGUAUUUGACCCUGGAUCCCCCAUACCAGGUCCCAUCUCUAUCAACACUGGGUCGUGUAGCAGAACAGAAGGGCUGGGAAGGCUUCUGUCCAUCCCAGUUGCUCUCCCCCUUGGAGGCACAACACAUGGGCACCCAAGAGCUGAAUCGCAGGCUGGCCUGGUCCUACUGCAUACUCUCAGCAGGAAGUUUCCAGCCCCGGCUGAUUCUACUAGGUGUGCUGAGAGUCUCUUCCAGGAGAAGUUCCCUCCAGCUGCAGGACAGCAGCGGCACACUUCCCUGUGUGAUUUCCCAUAGGGAUGGUAGUCCCUUUGCCAAUACAGCUCUCAUAGGAUCACUCUUGCAGGUGGAGAACUAUCAGCUUGUAGUGGAGAGGUUCAUUCAGAGUGAUUUUCCCUCUUGGGAGCAGCUAGAAAAUUCAGAGCAUGUGAGAGAGAAAAAAACCAGUAUCUAUGUGCAGUUCUACUUUGAGGAUGUUCAGGUUCUCCAUUCUGUGGAAGGACAAAUCCAGAAAGAUCCUCGGAGUAACAACACCACCUCUUUGAGGAAAAAGAAUGAUGGCAGUUCGACAUCUGAUCUGGAGACCCCAGAGGCAAAAGUGCUGAAAUUGGAGAAUCCCAAGCCAGAUCCUGGUGGAGAUGAGGGCUGUCAGAGGGGUCAGAGCAGCACUGGAAAAACCGGCUGUGUUUCUCACCUAUUCUUGGUUACCCAGAAAGAGGGGCUUAUGUUGCGCAACUACCAGCUACUCAGAGAAGGAGGUGGAGAAGAACAAGAGCCACAGCGCAGUUUUCAAGCCACAGUGCUAUGGCUGGGGAGACCUCAGCUGUGGAGUCACCCCAGAGAGACCAGGAGUCUGCCUGAGCUAGAGGAGGCCAGCCAUGAUGGAGGAGAGGGCAUGACACGGCAAGAGGCACUACUGCUUUUUAUGGGGAAGUCAUUGCAAUGGUUUCCAUUUCUGCAUCUGGAUGGGUUAUAUCGCUUCAUUGUGCCCCACUGCUCGGACUUGGAAGUGUUUGACAAGCUCAGUUUUCCACCUGUGCCAGCAGAGUUCCUAGGCAGGCCAUCCUGCCCUUUAUGCCUGCCUGUCCAAGAUAACUGGCACUUACAGCAUGAGACAUGGCUUUCCUUCCCAACUGAGUGCCAGCUGACAGCCAGGGCAGUGCUGACAGGCAUGGACCAGAGAAUUUCCUCCAUUCCAGAAAUACUUAGCAACAGUUUCAGAGGUUCCCUUGUUUCUUUCUCUGGAGAGAUAGUAGAGAGGACCCUGUGUGCUUCUCCUAAGAAUGAGAAGCCAUCUGCGACUCUCAGCCUUAGAAAGCAGAAAGGGAGUCUGCUGGCCAGUGAUCACAGCGUGAAGCUCAGCAUUUCAGCUGCUGCAGGCUCCCCUGUUGUGCUGGACAUUUACAUUGCUGCAACCUAUCUGCAGCAUCUCAGGGGUUUGCUACCUGGAGCCAAGAUCCUCUUUCAGAACUUGGAACGCAAAAUCUCAAGAUUCCAUAAUGUUUACUGUGCAUACAUUGCCUCCAGCUGUGUGACCAUCCUGUCUCUCCCAGCUCCUCACCAACUUUUUACCUCCAGUCCUGUUUCUUCUAGUUGUGCAGGAAGAGCCUCAUCCCCUUCGCUGGUGUUUAUAUCCAACUUGCAAUGUCACCUACAAACCCUGCCCCAGGCACGGAUUUUGUGCCACGUGUCCUGUGUGUUGACCCUAUCCCUGCAGUGGGUUUGCUCUCUCUGCAGCAGCAUCUUCAAAGAGGGGAAGUGCACCCGACACAGUCCACCAUGUCCAUCACACACUGGAGUGAGGCAAGCCAGUGCACGGGUGCUGGUGGAGGAUGGAACAGGUGAAGCUUUGGUGUUGUGCAGGAACCAGCACGUGGCAGCAAUGCUGGGCCUGAGCCUUCUCGAGUGGGAAGCUGUGCAAAGCUGUGUGCAGAGCAGAGGCAGCCUGUUCAUUCAGUAUGGGGAAGCUACUGGGACUGGGUGUGUGGAGGAACUGGAGGAUCCCAUUGCUUGCUACUUAAGGAACCUCUGCAGGAGUUCUCUCAUCUGUCGCCCUAUUCUGCUGGAUUUCAGCUUAGACAGGAAGCCCUCCAAAGUCCUGCAACCUGUUCCAGUGCAAGUGAGAAAUUUUCGGUGCGGUGAAGUGGAGUUUGUGUCACAAGUGAGACCUCGACAGAGCCUGUUGUGCCUGAAUGUGGAAGAAGUAGGACAAAAAGCCUUAUGUUGUCUGAACAGAGAGAGGAUCAAGAGGAUGUCUGGUCACUGUCAAGUGGGAACUACUACUUAACAUCUUCCCCAGUGGGAAAUGAAUUAUGGAAAUGUCUACUGGAAUUAGGAGGGUUUUUUUUCCCCUCUUUCCUCCUUUCCAGUGGGAGCGCAGGCCUGUAAGCACAACAUGAAGACUGUAACCAAGAAGCUGCCAUGACUAAUGGAAUUCUUGAACUGGACCAUUGCCACUAGCCAUUGCGGGCUAUGCUUCAAGGAAGAAAUGUUCAUUUAUCUCCUACAUGGUAGCCAUUGCUCUGGGCCUAGGGCAUAUAAUGUGCUUUUAUGUGGUAGUAUCUAGUGAAUAAGGCUAUCACACUGCAGUUUAAAUAACAAUAUCUAUUUUAAUACCAUUUUACUUGCUAUAUGGAAAACUGAGUCAGAAUGUAGAUUAAUUUAUGAGUCAGAGACUGGCAUUUUGCAGUUCAUUCACUGUCUUCAUGGAAAAGCGUGUAGUGUCCUUAGGGGAAAUUCUCCUUAACAUGUUUGAAAUGAUUAAAAUGUUUUUAAAGCACUUCCUUCCUUGAAGAAAAGAGAAAUAAACAAGUUACUGUUUGGAGACUAAAUCAUGGCACUAACAGUACUAUGCAAGCAUUGUUUUGCAGCUUAAACAUUAUUGCAGCCUGAACAUUAUUUGGGGCUCGUAGUGAGGAAUGCAGAGAGCUAUCAUACGAGUUCACAGUACACUCCAGGCUUGUCCAUCUACUGCUGAUUAGUAAGUUGGGGAAAAUGUAAUGCUAUGUGCCUAUAUCUCUAGUGGCACAGCAGCCUCACUGGCACAAUGCCAUUUGAAGAGAUUCCACUUCCAUCUGCUUGCAGCAAUAACUGAGUGUUCUGUACUUGCAAAAUAACAUCCACAUCCUUCACCUUGUGCUAUAGGUUAAUUAAUUCAACCCAGAAUAACUUCCCCACCUUACUCAGUGCAUAGUGCCUAUUUGAGCAGCUCCUCAAAUAGAAUUUGGUGUUUUGUUUGCUCAUUGUUUCCUCCUGUCGUUUCCCCUUCCCCCUUAGUUUGAGCCUUAUACUAAUUUUCAGUUGAUGCUUUUACUGAGCGCGUGGAAAGUAUCUUCAAUCUCAAGGCCUGCUCGCCACUUCUAGACCAAAGCAUGAGUUCCCAGGACCUGACAAAUGCUGCUGCUCAAUAAUGUUAUGAGACUCCAUCCUAAUCACAAAAAGAAGAAAGGAAAGAUCUUUGAGUUUUGCCCCAGUGGCCUUUUUUUCCAGUGGGUGCUUUCUCAGAAAAGGUAAAGGUUUUGCUGAAGCUUGCCC